ACGGGCUCAUGGCUGACUUUACACCAGGACUGCAGCAACAGCACACGGCAGGAGCAGCUGGACACCUGAGAAAGCCAACGCCCAAACAUCCACUUUGCAGAAGAAAAAAUAUUUCAAGUUUAAGUCUUCAGUGAAAAGAAUUCUUGAAGUCAUGGUUGCUCCGUGGUUUCUCUCUGCUCUCACUUUUGUGCUUCUCAUUCGAGGGAGCAGAGCUUGGUCUUACAAUGCCUCUAGGGAAACCAUGACGUAUGAGGAGGCCAGGGCUUACUGCCAGCAAAAGUACACACAUCUGGUCGCAAUUCAAAACAAAGAAGAAAUCGAGUACUUGAACUCCAGAAUGAGCUACUCAAAAAGCUAUUACUGGAUCGGAAUCAGAAAAGUCAAUAAUGUGUGGGUCUGGGAAGGGACCCAGAAGCCUCUGACCGAAGAAGCCAAGAACUGGGCUCCAGGUGAGCCAAACAAUAAGCAACGCGAUGAGGACUGUGUGGAGAUCUACAUCAAGAGGGAAAAGGACCCAGGCAUGUGGAAUGAUGAGCCAUGCAGCAAGAAGAAGCUCGCUUUGUGCUACACAGCUGCCUGUACCAAUAAAUCCUGCAGUGGCCAUGGUGAAUGUAUAGAGACCAUUGAAAACUACAACUGCAAGUGCUUCCCAGGGUUCCAUGGACUCAGGUGUGAGCAAGUUGUAACAUGUACAGCAUGGGAAGAGCCCAGACAUGGAAGCCUGGAUUGCACUGAACCCUUUGGGUCCUUCAGCUACAACUCCUCCUGCUCUGUGAUCUGUGAAAGGGGCUACCAGCCAACCAGCAAGCAGACGGCGCAGUGCAUGUCCUCUGGGGGGUGGAGUGCUCCCGAGCCAGCCUGCGAGGUGGUUGAGUGUGAUGCUUUGACAAAACCUGCCAACGGGAGCAUGGAUUGUUUCCAAAGCCCUGAGAGAUUUCCAUGGAACACAACCUGUGCGUUCCACUGUGAGGAAGGAUUUGAACUCAUAGGAGCCCAAACCCUGCAAUGUACCUCCUCUGGGACCUGGGACAACGAGAAGCCAACCUGUAAAGCCCUGACCUGCGAUGCCAUCCACCCGCCUUGGAAUGGCUCUAUUAGCUGCAGCCCCUCUUCUUUCCCCUCUUCUGCUGGAGAGUUUGUCUUCAAGUUAUCCUGCAACUUUACCUGCAAGGAGGGCUUCAUGCUGCAGGGGCUGCCGCAGAUCGAAUGCACAGCUCAAGGGCAGUGAACACAGCAAACUCCGGUGCGUGAAGCUUUCCAGUGCAAACCUUUAUCGAGACCGGAGCAAGGCUACAUGAAUUGUCUUCCUAGUGCUUUGGGAGGUCUGCGAAGCGGGUCCAGCUGUGAGUUCUCCUGUGAGCAGGGAUUCCUGUUACAAGGACCCAGGAGGCUCCAGUGUGGCCCCACAGGGGAGUGGGACCGUGAGAUGCCCACAUGUGAAGCUGUGACCUGUGAUGUUCCUCAUCAGCCCCUGAAUAGUGUGAUGAAAUAUACUCAACACUCUACUGGAAAAUUCAUCUACAAGUCCUCUUGUGCCUUCCACUGUAAGGAAGGCUUUGACUUACAUGGAUCGACUCAACUUGAGUGCACCUCUCAAGGACAAUGGACACAGGAAGUCCCCUCCUGUCGAGUGGUGCAGUGUUCAAGGCUGGAAGUUCCAGGAAAGAUCAACAUGAGCUGCCGCGGGGAGCCUGUGUUUGGCACUGUGUGCAAGUUUGCAUGUCCUGAAGGGUGGACCCUCAAUGGCUCCGCAGCUCUGACAUGUGCUGCCACAGGACAGUGGUCUGAGCUGCCACCUACCUGUGAAGCUCCCAUGGUGUCCAACACUCCCUUGGCAGUUGGGCUUUCUGCUGCAGGGACCUCCCUCCUGACUCUGACAUCAUUUCUCUUCUGGCUUUUGAAAAACUUUCGGAAGAAAGUAAAGAAAUAUGUUCCUUCCAGUAGCUGCCAAAGCCUUGAAUCAUAUGGAAACCACCAGAUCCCUUCUGACGUCCUUUGAGUUCAAGAGAAACAGGAACACAGGUGCGUCCUGGGAACUAGGCACUGAAAACAACAGAGACCGAGCUGUCCAGGUCCUUGGCCUUUCCUGACUAUCACACCUGCCACUUCUGUAGCUGGGACCACGACUUCAAUGGAUCAAAACUCUGUAGAAAGACUGAUCUUCUGUCCAAAGGAUUCAAUAUUUCUCUUUGCUGUUCUUGAGAUCACAAAAUGGCAUUCUCUUCAAAGCAAAAAUGGAGAGGCCAAGGCUCUAGAAUCUCAGAAUUCCUUUCGUGUCUCUUUCCUCCCUCUGAAGCCUUGGUGGAUAAUGAAUAUUUUUUGGUUUUGUUUAUUUCUUUUGUCCUUCGCUAUGUUUCAACUGUUAAUUAGAUAGUUACUGCCAAGGGAUAAAGAGGAAUUAUCUGGAGUCCAGGGGAAGAAAUUGGCCAAACAUAUUUUAUCUCUUACUUUUAAGAACUCCCAAACCUUUAAUGCCCAAUAGUGAAUGCAUAGAACAGAUGUUAUUAGGAAAC
This is a messenger RNA of Fukomys damarensis (Damara mole-rat), 2513 nucleotides long. RefSeq names its product selectin E (gene Sele). NCBI's taxonomy places the organism in Eukaryota, Metazoa, Chordata, Mammalia, Rodentia, Bathyergidae. Gene Ontology annotation, biological process: leukocyte tethering or rolling; heterophilic cell-cell adhesion; response to cytokine. The record is from RefSeq and is a predicted model, not a curated record. The transcript is spliced from 15 exons. Gene Ontology annotation, molecular function: oligosaccharide binding; sialic acid binding. Gene Ontology annotation, cellular component: external side of plasma membrane; membrane.